CUGCCACCUCUGCUGCUGGAGGAGGAUGCUGCUGAUGCUGCUUGAUGCUGCAGCGCAGAUCCAGCUGAGGAUGUCAACAUGGAAACGUGGAGGGCAGCUGGAAAGCGCUGCUCAGCCAGGAGCGACUCACCAGAACGCGCGUAAACACCGCUGAGGUUUAUCUGGUGCUUUACUUUCAUCUCACACAGAACUGCCGUCUGCCUUCCGCUCACUUGGACCUGAAGUCGCCUCUUAAGGGGAUUUUAUUGACGGUUAUCUCUCUUAACUCACCUGACGCGGCGAUGUUUCCCUAUUAAAUGUCAGCGCGGCGCACAGGUGGAGGAGCGCGGAUUCCCAUCCAUCCAAAGUUUGCUGGUGUUUUUCCUGGAAGGAGGGGAUGGUGGAGAGGCUGAUUGGAGAUGGGGAUGCUGUGUUGAUUCUGGAUGGAUGCUGCUUGCAAGUUCUUGCCCUUCAAACGGAGCUGCGUUUUCAGAUUGGAGACAGAUGAGGAGCGCUCAGCGGGGUUCCUUCUUGGUGGAGAAAAGUUUGCGGUGGAGGAUGGAAACAGCGCUCCCUGUUUGGUUUCUUGCUGUACAUUGAGCUUAGUGAUGCGCUCCUACACGUGGGUUUAUUAAAGGUCCGAGAGUUCGUGAAUGGAUGUGUAAUUCAGCAGGUUAAUGGAGAAUGUGUUUCCCAUCUGUGGAGCCCUGCUCAGGCUGGAGGGGAGAGCAGCAAACACCCAGAUCCGCCCUGGAACCAUAGCAGUUUUAUUUAAACAGUAACCGCCAAAAAUCUCAAAAUGCUGAACUGCGGAUAGAGAAGUGUCCCACAUCCAACUCCCUCAAACCCCUCUCUUUAUCAUUUUCCUUGUACUCAAUUUUGUUCCUUUUCCUCCAUCUUUCUUCAUCUAUUUGCCAUCAUCUCUCCUCCAUAACGUCCAAAUUUCUCUCUUCAUCCUUUUUUUCUCCCCACACUGAGACACACCACCUCCUCCUCCUUCUUCAUCCCGCAGCACACAUGCAGGCCAAGAAGCGGUACCUGCUUGUGUCUGUGGUGGUUGGUCUACUUUUCCUCAUCUACCUGUGGGGUCUGCAAAUUGGGGAGUUCCAGCAGCAGUCAUACCAUUAUCCCCAGAUUCCCCAGUAUCACCAGUACCACCAGCAGGACUACCAGUACUACUACCAGAGGCAGGAGUUCUACCAGCCCCAGCCCUUGCCCCAGAGACUCCCAUCCAGACCUGCAAGACGCUGGCCAGAGCUGAUCGAGGUGCUGGAACCGUACCUGGAGGGAGGAGAACAAGAGGAGGACAGCCCUCAGCUCCAUCACCAGCACACCUCUCCUCAUGAACGAAGGGCAAUCCGAGAUAUCAUCUACAAGAACAAGCGUUGCCGCAUGGAAACCUGUUUUGACUUUUCACGUUGUCAGUCGGGCUUCAGGGUUUACAUCUACCCUCCGCAGAGAGGGGAUGAGAUCUCUGAGACCUACCAGAAGAUCCUAUCCUCCAUCAGGGAAUCUCGCUUCCACACCACUGACCCCUCCCGAGCCUGUCUGUUCAUUCUGGCCGUGGACACAUUGGACAGGGAUCAGCUCUCAGCUCAGUACGUACAGAACGUCAGAUCCCGCAUCCACAGCCUGCCAACGUGGAAUGAUGGCAGGAACCACCUCAUAUUUAAUCUAUACUCGGGUACCUGGCCAGACUACUCAGAGGAUUUGGGAUUUGAAGUGGGCCAAUCGAUGCUGGCAAAGGCCAGUGCAGAUGUGGCCAACUUCAGACCAAACUUUGAUAUAUCCAUCCCUCUCUUCUCCAAAGAUCACCCACUUAAAGGAGGGUCAACGGGUUAUCUAACACUCAAUGACGCAUCGCCCUCCAGGAAAUACCAGCUGGUUUUUAAAGGGAAGCGAUACCUGACCGGCAUUGGUUCAGAGACAAGAAACGCUCUCUAUCACAUCCACAACGGGGAAGAUAUUAUUUUACUAACCACAUGUAAACAUGGCAAAGACUGGGAGAAGCACAAAGACUCCCGCUGUGACCGGGAUAAUGAAGACUACUCAAAGUAA
Molecule: messenger RNA, 2037 nt
Organism: Cyprinodon tularosa
Lineage: Eukaryota; Metazoa; Chordata; Actinopteri; Cyprinodontiformes; Cyprinodontidae
Product: exostosin-1-like
Exons: 3
Coding region: 997-2037 (346 amino acids)
Cellular component (GO): Golgi apparatus
Molecular function (GO): acetylglucosaminyltransferase activity; glucuronosyltransferase activity
Source: RefSeq, a predicted model, not a curated record